This is a messenger RNA of Racocetra persica, 653 nucleotides long. The record is from the annotation of a GenBank genome assembly. NCBI's taxonomy places the organism in Eukaryota, Fungi, Glomeromycota, Glomeromycetes, Diversisporales, Gigasporaceae.
ACGGCGGUGGGAAUCAGUUGUAUGAAGCUUUUGAAGGAACUGAUAAACAACAUAUGUAUAUCCCUCACUAUAUCAGAGGUGAUUUGGACUCUUUGAGAGAUGAUGUCAGAGAUUUUUAUAUUUCUAAAGUAAGCAAACAUUCGAUCUAUUCUUUUAGCAAAUAUAUUACUGAACAAAAGGCUAUUGUUAAGGGUACUGAGGUUGAACAGGAUCCGGAUCAAAAUUCCACAGAUUUCAUGAAAUGUAUUGAACUUGUUCGCAGAAAGGAAAGUGAAUCUUCCGUAAAGCACGAGAUUGUUGCACUUGGUACAUUUGGAGGUAGAGUGGAUCAAGCAAUGUCAAAUAUUCAUUACCUAUAUAAGCUAAAAAAUGAGAGAAGAAUUUACCUAUUAUCAGAUCAAAAUAUGACUAUUUUACUCGACAAAGGAAAGCAUCAAAUACAUUGUAAUCACGCUAUUGAGGGUCCGAACUGUGGAAUAAUACCCAUUGGCAUUGAAAGAGCUAUUGUAACAACUACGGGAUUAGAGUGGAAUCUUACGAAUAGUUCCACCUCUUUUGGUGAGAUGAUUAGCACGUCUAACCACUUAAUUAAUGAUAUUGUAAUGAUUGAAACCGAUUCUCCUAUUUUAUGGACAGUCGAAUUGAAAAUCUGA